UGACUGGACGGUUCUCUGUCCCGCGCAAGAGGCGGGAGCCUUAUAGCCAAUCCUUGUUCAGGAGGCGGUGCUUGUCAGAAUGUUCUUUUCACUAGGAAACGGCUAAAACGUAAACACUGGGCCAGCAGGCAGCAUAUUAAGGCACUUUAUACAAUGGAAAACUAUGACGAAUUUAUCCGAAGACAAGCCAUCCACAUACGGAGGAAUGUUGGUGAAAAGCCUGAACGACGAAUCAGCCAGACAUCGAUGAUCAGGUUUUACGGCUUGCCCAUUCUGCCUCCUCUGCUGAACAAAGACCAGAAGGAAGAAAUGCAAAGCCUGAGAGAAUCAGUCUCUGAUCUUACAAAUAAGAGGAAAACAUCGUCACUGUCUUAUGUACAGACCAUACUAGAGAGUAUUCGGCUGCAAAAUGUUUCAACCAUUGAAGAGUUUAAGGAUGAGAUAGGACUAGAAAAUCCAAUGAACAAUAAAUUCCAAAGCAUCACUCGCCUCACUGGAGGUAACAAUGAGUAUAAUAAAGCUACUGAAAGCCACUGGAAUUCAUCGUCCUUACCUUUCAGUCAACAAAUGCUUAGCGAGAUGGAAAGUCACCCGCUCACAUCUACAGCUUGCGAUGGUCAUAAGGCUAUAAGCCUUAGACCUUUUGACAGAGAGGAUUCUUUAGAGAGCUGCCACACUACUGUUCUGUUUGAAGGUUUUCCUAUGUUUGGUCACAGGCUGGAGAAAGCUGUGGAGAUGAACACAGGUUAUGGAUAUGACUCUUCCUCACUUUCUAUUUCAGUGGAUCAUUCUCUUAUAGAUGCUAGCCACCAAAGGUUAUCAUCUGGAUAUGUGACAAAUGAAACCCACAACAUCACCCCUAGCUGGAUUAACAGGACGGAACACAUCAGAAAAGAUCCAGAGGGCAGACAGUCACAUGGUGGUGAAGUGAUAUUAAAUUCUUCAAACAUCUCUAAUAGGACUGGUGACAUCAUCAGCCACACUCCAGUAGAUGGAGAGGUCUGUGAGGAGGAGUAUGUAGUUUUGAACAAUGGACAGAUCAAUGAGCUUAUAGAGCCAGUAAAUUUAGCAGUGGUGCCAGAGCCGUCCGAAGGACCUUACCGCAUGAGUCUGCAAAAUCUUUUGAAGAAAUCUCAAGAGCACAGGAGGCGUCAGCGCCUCCUGCGUAACCAGGCAAAAGCUUUGAAAGCCAGUGAAGCUGGACCUGCCACUGAACACAGUCACUCUGAUAAGGAAAACGAGGGAUUGCUGCCAGGGGACAAUGGGCAGGCUGAGGUCAAGAGAACAAGUGAGAACCAGGUGGAGGAUCAUUUAGCAGAUCAAGAUCUCCUGACACACAAACAAGAUGGAGAGAGAGAGAGUAUAGAGCCUCGUGAAGUCAUCUACCAAGGCACAGAUUUCCUUAAUUUCACUCCAGCCUCAAACAGCACAGGGAGUUCAAAUGGAAAAACGUCACCUUCCUCAAACUGUCCAAAUAUAGCCGUCAGUCCCACUCAGUCUACUUCAGCAAAAUCUCUGUACCAGUCCAGGGGCAAGAAAAUGGGCAGCAUGCUGCCCAGACCUUGCUUAACAGGAAACAAAAAAUUUAAGAAUAUUCCUGCUCUAAAGAUGUGCUUAAGCCCAGCGCGCAGUAAAAAAAGCAGUCCCACAUCUGUCUUAGUCAAAAAAAACCUGGUCAAAGUGCCUGUCUGUGUGGAUGAUGAAACAAGACUCAAUCCAUGUGGGCAAAAAAAAAGCAGACCUGUGGGUCUCCUGCCAGGGGCUGAGGGAGUUGUGCCUGUGUGCAAGAGCAUGGAUCAGGCCAAACAGAUCGCUCAGCUGGAGCUUAACCUGUCAAGCCUUAAAGUUCUAAUCUCCGAUCUGGAGUCAACACUCGCAGAGUCGCAGGCACACAAUCCCAAAGAGGCAGCCAACAUCUCCCAGCAAACACUGCUUUCGGAACAUGAAAGCGUCUCUAUGCCUGCUAGUGAUGGAAAGUCUCAAUGUGUGGUUACUUUUAGUGAGACUGUACAGCAGAAAGUCCUAGCUAAGGAUCAUGGGAUAGAGCCAGGGACUAAACAGCAUGAACCGCCACAAUGUGUCACCUCUCUAGUGCAGAAAAUGAGGGUGCCGGAGGCUUUCUGCACUAUCAAUGUUUCAAAGCAACUCUCUGAGAGGACUGCUGUUUUUACAAAUGGCAACAAUCAGCUUGAAGAAAGGAAGAAUGCCUCAGGCAACAAAAAGAAAGCAUCUGAACUCAUGGAAGACUCCUUAAAUGCCUCCUCUCUUAAUCGGUCAUAUGAUGUGGACACACCCUCAGGACUGUGGUCCCAGUCUGGGACCAGAGGAAAGCAGCUGACCCCAGAGCUGGGUGGGCAAGAGGGGGUGUCACGUGCCAAACGUAGACUGCAAAUGAACCAUGUGGAUGAAAACACAUUGGGCCAACCGAGAAAUGAAUUACGAGCUCAGUCCAGAACACCUAAAGCAAUUCAGAGGGCUGUGCAGGAACUAAAGCUGAGGGAUGAGCACGGUGCGCAGGUCAGGGCUCUGGUGGAGGAGCAGUGGCGACAGCAGCAUGAAAUCUUGCAGUCUCUGGCAAUGAAGUACCAUUUUCUACGGAGCGUGUCCUUCCCAUGUCCCAGCUCAGGAUCACGUCUGGAGGACAUGACCACCUCCUGUCUCUCCUCCUCCCCUGUUUCUAUGGGGCUGGGUUCUUCUUCCCAUUUACAUGAGUUCACUCUGUCUGAACUGAGCGCUCUGUCAGAUUCACUGAACAUUUCACAGUCCCGUCUUCCUCUGUGUCAUCGCCCCCUGAUGGCAGCAGCUGUAAAAGGCUACCUGACCCGCAGGCUUCUUCGUACAGAGAGAGUAGCUCAGCUCAUCAGAACCAUUAAGGACACUCAGCUGUUUCUCCAGAGCUUUCAGCCUCCUACACCAGGCAGAGAGUACAACAGCAAACAGGAUCAAGUUCUGCAAGAGAGAGUCACACUACAGUUGCGCUCAGCACGUUUCGAGCUGCACGACCUGUUCUUUAGUGUGUGUCCUGCAGAACGCAUGCAGGUGAUCAGCCGGGACCGCCAGCUGAGUAGAGAAAGAGGGCUCAAACUAAAGGGGAGUACAGAGCUGCAGGGCAGAAGGAAAGGUUCUCUGUCUGCUGCUACCAGGAAAGCCCUGGAGAGGAAAAGGACAUUGUUACAGAAGAAAGCGGCUGAAAGGACAAAGCCAGCAGUGGGUGCAGAGGAAAGAUGGACGUUUGUGCCAAACCCACGCAGAGUUCCAAAGAAGACUACUCCAUUACGGCGCAGGUGAAGAGCUUACACUUCUGCUGCACACACAGACGCCAACACAGCAUGGGGCCUUGCUUGAAUAUCACCAUGUCAUGUUUAAUGACACAAUGCCUUUAUUUAUUUUUUUUUUAAAAGUUAGGUGUCAAAAUUUGGAAAAGUUUCCUAUUUAUUCAUCUCGCCAAGUUUGUGAAAUGUGGGAAAAUAUACUUGCAAAUUGACAGGUAGUUAGUUCAUGUAUUUUUUUUAAAUACUGUCAGCGGUAUGUUGAAUUGCUUCUGAAUUUAUUUUGUAUUUGCAUCCAUCCACUUUCUAAUAAAUGAUUGUGCUAAUUA
Tachysurus vachellii is the source of this 3598-nucleotide messenger RNA. It is a transcript of the gene cp110, whose product is annotated as centriolar coiled-coil protein of 110 kDa. NCBI's taxonomy places the organism in Eukaryota, Metazoa, Chordata, Actinopteri, Siluriformes, Bagridae. The record is from RefSeq and is a predicted model, not a curated record. Gene Ontology annotation, cellular component: centriole. The transcript is spliced from 11 exons. Gene Ontology annotation, biological process: centriole replication; centrosome duplication; regulation of cytokinesis. The coding region runs from base 154 to 3288 and encodes 1044 amino acids.